This is a messenger RNA of Indicator indicator, 4224 nucleotides long. RefSeq names its product RAB3A interacting protein like 1 (gene RAB3IL1). Bases 1 to 1731 code for a protein of 576 amino acids. Gene Ontology annotation, molecular function: guanyl-nucleotide exchange factor activity. Gene Ontology annotation, biological process: exocytosis. The record is from RefSeq and is a predicted model, not a curated record. The transcript has 14 exons. Lineage: Eukaryota; Metazoa; Chordata; Aves; Piciformes; Indicatoridae. Gene Ontology annotation, cellular component: Golgi to plasma membrane transport vesicle.
AUGGAGUGGUGGAUUCUGGCCCACUCUGCAAUGGAUCUGAGGAUCAUCAUGUCGAACGAGCCUGCCUUUGGUGGUGUGUCUGGCAGUGAGGAAGAGGAUGGGGCAGCUGCCCCUGGGUGCAAAGUCUUGGAGGAGAUACCUCUGCCUGGAGGAAAGCCCAGGACAAUGACAAGGUCGCAGCCUGGCCGGACCCCUCUGCAGAACUCUCCCAGCCCGCUCCGGCAGGGGGCGGCAGUGCGCACGAGCCGCGCCGGCAUCACGUGGUGCGUCCCCCUCCUCGCUCCCCCCUCCCCAGCAGGCAGCGGGAGCGCGCCUUCGGUCGGGGCCGCGCACCGGGCACGCCUCCGGACAUGGGGGCGGCGGUGGCGGGCGCGCCUCCGCCGUGAGCAGCAGCAGCAGCAGCGGCAGCGGGACCCAGUAUGCGGCGGGGCCCCGACCCUCGCUGGGCUGAAGGCUCUGCAGGUUUGCGUGGGGCAGUUGUGUGGAAGUGAAGUCAGGAGAGAGAGUAAGGAGAGACCGCGGCCGGCAGCGGGUCUCGGCUCGAAGGACGCCGUGGACAAUGGCUGUUUCCCUGUGCUGGUACCCCACAGCCAGGCCAGUUUUGAGGAAGACAACCAGAAGCAACCAGCUGUGGGACACUGGAGGCCACUGAUGCCAUCCAAAGGCAGCAAGGAGGAGCCAGAGACUGGAUGCCAGGAUGCUGGAGGUGUGGAUGAGACCCAGUCCACUGAGCAGCUCAACGUGUCACGGCUACGCAGCUCUUCGGUGGAGAUCCGUGAAAAGGGCUCUGAAUUCCUGAAGGAAGAGCUGCACAAAGCACAGAAGGAGCUGAAGCUGAAGGACAAAGAAUGUGAGAGAUUGUCAAAAGUCAGAGAACAGCUGGAGCAGGAGCUAGAGGAGUUAACAGCAAGCCUGUUUGAGGAAGCACACAAGAUGGUGAGAGAAGCAAACACCAAACAGGCAGCGUCGGAGAAGCAGCUGAAGGAGGCACGGGGCAAGAUCGACAUGCUGCAGGCAGAGGUGACAGCUCUGAAGACACUGGUGAUCACAUCCACGCCUUCCUCUCCAAACAGGGAGCUACACCCUCAGCUCCAGAGCCCUUCUAAAGCUGUCUUCAGGAAGGGCCAUGGGCGAAACAAAAGCACCAGCAGUGCAAUGGUCUCAGCUGCCAGCCAGAAUGUGACCCCACAGCCAGUCAGCCAUGAACGCAAAGAGGUCGACUCCAUUUUAUUUGCUGAGUUCCAGGCCUGGAAGGAAUCUCCAACUCUGGAUAAAUCCUGCUCCUUCCUGGACAGAAUUUAUAGAGAAGAUAUAGGACCUUGUCUGGACUUCACAAAGCAGGAGCUGUCCGAGCUGGUGCGAGUGGCUGUGGAGCAGAACACACUCACCAUCGAGCCAGUGGCUUCCCAGACCCUGCCUGUGGUGAAGGUGUCAGCAGAAGAGUGUGGUGGGCCAAAUGGGUUCCGGUCACAAGUUGUCACGAGAUGUGCUCUGAGUGACCUUCCCAGGACCUGCAAGCACCGCAUCAUGCUGGGGGACUCUGGGAACUACUACUACAUUUCACCAUCCUGCAGGGCCAGGAUCACUGCGGUGUGCAACUUUUUCACUUACAUUCGCUACAUCCAGCAAGGCUUGGUGAGGCAGGAUGUGGAGCUGAUGUACUGGGAGGUGAUGAGGCUCCGGAGGGAGAUGUCUGUGGCCAAACUGGGGUUUUAUCCCAGUGAGAUGUGAGCAGAGGCCUGAGCAUGGAAGGAAACUGCACCUGUGUGAAGGGCUUGUCAAACAUGGUCUGCCAGACAGAUGAAGCAGUGCCUCUCCUGCAGGGGGCCUUUAUCCUUUCCCACCCUUCCUCUGCCUGGAGCUAAGCAAGGAGCAAGAAGCACAAGUUCCACCUUCAGCUUCCCACUUCUCCAACUGUGACUGGAAAGCAGCUGCCAAGAUGCCCCCUCAGAGCUGGGCUGGCCCUGGCUGUCCCGGGGUGGCUGUCUGCAGACUGUCCUCUAUGGAGUCCCCUGCCUGCAGUGUAUAUCCCUGGGUUUUAAACUUCUCUUUUUAUAUUUGCAAUUUGCUUUGGCAUAGUCUGAGGCCAGCCCUGUGCAAGGCAGGAGUCCUGGACCCUCAGUUUGUCUUUCAGGACAGAUGCUGGCUGUCUGUCCAUCUGUUCCACUCACUCUUUUGGGGUGGAGGGUGCUGUGCCCAGCUGCACAUCUAGGUCCUGCUGACCACUUCCUCCCUGAGCAACCCUGUCAGUGCCAGCAGCAUGCAAUAAUCUGAUGGAGAGUCACCAACAGCCUCAUCCAAGCACUUCCUUGCUCCUUUUAAAGGAGCCUGCAAGAGAAGCUUUCUGCCAGCUGAGUCACAAAGAGGGAUUUGUUUCUGUCUUUAGCUUGCAGUUUGGUGCUGGGUAAUCCAGGCUGGGGGAACAGCCAGAGCUGUGCACCUGGGGCCUGCAGCAGAGGAAAGAGAGCAGGGGAUUUGCAUCACUCACAGCUGGCCACAGCUUGGCUUGGCCACAGCCUGCAGGAUGCUUUCUCCUGGUCUAGAGAAUCUGCUGCAGCUGUCACAGGUAGCUGUGAACCUUGACAGGUGGUGCCCUGUGAUAAUCCUUGGUGCACAAGUUCUCCAUGGUGCUCUUAGAUGCAAACCUCACCCCCAGACAGAUACCUUUGAGCUGUUCCUGCUCUCAGGGUAGCUUUGGGCAGUGUUGUUCCCUCUGUUUAAAUAGAUACUAUGGUCCCAGGCUGGGUUCUUUGUCUCCAGAAGGAGCAUGCCCAGACCAGGCAGUCUUGGGAGUCUGGGAUUUCCUCCCCAGUAUUAUAUGCAGCCAUGGCCCCUGGGGAAACUCAGCUUCUCCUGCUCUGCCAUCUCCAGUGAGGAGAUCUGAGACACCUUUGUGUGCACCUGAGGGUUGUGGCUGUGGUUCCUGUACACCUCCAGAUGUUCUGGGGAGGAUGUCACUAAAGCUGUAGCUUGAGCUCAGGCCCAGCUUUGCCUGCACAGAAGUGUGCUAAAGCCAUGACAGUGUUUUGUAGCCAGCUUAGCCUUUUUCUCAGUGGCUCUGGAAUCAGCUCAGCCAUCUCCCACCCUGGAGGUUUCAUCUCAUGUGGCAUUUCUGCACUCUUGACUGGCAUGUCACCCCACCCCUCUGCCAUCAGCAGAACUCCCAUCUCAGCAAGCUGGUGCCCAGAACCAGAUCCCCAUCCUCAGCUCCAGUAAGCUUCAUCCUCUCUUGGAGCAUCCUACAGUAGGAGCUCUGUCUUCAGUGGAAGAAAAUUAACUGAGCAGCUGUGGUUUUGUCCAGGGGAGGAAAGAAUAGACAGGAAAGAUAAAAAGAUUUUGAUUUGGGGCUUAAUCGAAGGACAACUUCACAGCAGCUCUGAGAACCUUUCUGUGGAAGACCCCCCCAUGAGCACAAGCUUUCCUGUCACUGAGCAUGCCCCAGUAUGCUCCUGAGUUGCUCCUCAGGGUUCUCCUUACAGCAGUGUGGGAUUGUUGGCCAAGGGCUGGUAGCUCCAUCACCCUCAGAGCUGAGAGAACACAUUGCUGACAAUACACAUGAGCUUUGAAUCCACCUCCUCAGCUCAGAAAGGGCUGACCUCCCAGUCCAGGUUGUUAACACCCCAGUUUUGCCUUUGCACAGCUGAGCACCCCACCUCAUGCUGCUCAUCCUGACUGGGGUGUGUGCAUGUACCCCCUCUUCACCAAAGGAAUAGCUUUCAAAGGUGGAGUAAAAUCCUGGAAAAAUCCAUCUCUGGGUAAGAGUCUGGCUGGGUCCUGAACUAGUGCUAUCCCUGCAUCUCUUUUGGUGGUGCCUGCAGCCUUGUAGCAAUUUGCCAUCAGCUUUUCAAGAGAAGAAAGCAGCAAUGUCUUUCCCCAGCUGCAGAUUUCAGCUCGGGUAAGUUCUGUCCCUGGCAGUUUCUCCUUGGGUCUGUUCCCCUGACCUCUCCAUGUCCUGUGCUGUUGGCUGCUACAUUGCACAACCAACAGGCCUGCUUUGCAGCACUGGCAAUGAGAUGAGCUCUCCAUGGAGGAGACCUUUUGGGUUGUGGGAUGGGCUUUUCACUCCCCAGUGUCACUUUGUAAAGCACUUUGAGAUGAAAGGAAUUGGAGCAAUGCCUUGUGUCAGGUUGUCUUCCAUUUGAAACAGAAGGACUUGUAAAUGAGUAUGAAGUCACUCCAUUAGCAGCAGGAUGGUUGCACCCUGCAUUGUAAUAAAGGAAAAUA